This is a messenger RNA of Plasmodium inui San Antonio 1, 6498 nucleotides long. RefSeq names its product ATPase. NCBI's taxonomy places the organism in Eukaryota, Apicomplexa, Aconoidasida, Haemosporida, Plasmodiidae. Gene Ontology annotation, cellular component: membrane. The record is from RefSeq and is a predicted model, not a curated record. The coding region runs from base 1 to 6498 and encodes 2165 amino acids. Gene Ontology annotation, molecular function: P-type transmembrane transporter activity; ATP binding; ATP hydrolysis activity. The transcript is spliced from 2 exons.
AUGGGCCGGGUUUGCAAAGCGGACAGCCUGCCAUUGACCUACUCCGAACUCACGUGCAUCUGCUUCUUCUACCUCUUCCUGCUGAUAAGCUUCCUGGUAUGGUGUCUACGCAAAAAUCAAUUUAGAAGCAAAAUAAAUGAAAGGCAUAAGUGGAAGAAUAGCGAAUCUCAUGCUAAGAAUGAGAAGAUCGAAUUUUUUAACUACAUUUACGAGGCGGGCGAAGAGGACGACUCAGACGACAUUGUAGUUCGACAAGAAGGGUACCAAAAUAGCUUUGUCGGGUUCGCACUGAAGAAUGCUUCCAUCUUCCUUUACGUAUGCACCCAUAUCAUUAUCCUCUUCUUAAUUGCAAAUGAGUAUUGCAUACGCGAGGGGGGUGAAGUCUUGUGGAAUGACCGAGCCUUUAUUUUCUUCAUUUUUCUCCUCCUCUGCUUUUCCAUUACUUAUGGCAUUUUGACAGUGAGGAAACAUCUCCACAGCUUCUUUCUGAAACCCUCUCUACUGAAAGAAAGUGAUUAUGUCUUGAUAUACACCAAGAGCGAUGAGUACGCCAACACGUGUAAGACUUCCCUUAGGCGAAGUUUCUUCCAUGCCGUUAGCUGGGCUAACACAUGGUAUCACACGUUAGGGAGACGCUUCCGACAUUAUGCGACUCUAUAUCUGCGCUACCAGGAGGUGAUAAAACGUGCACUCUUUUUAGAAAUUGCCAAGUGGGGCUUCAUUCAGAAGGGAGCAGAAUUUGGAAGUACCCUCUCAGGAAACAGUGAGGAGGAGAGAUGCCACCCCCUUGGGGGGGGACAAAAGGAUGGCCACCACAGAAAAUAUGAAGACAUUUUGGAAGACACACGUUUGUUAAGCGACCACGCGAGGAAGGGACAUUCGUUGGGUCACCACGAAAAGGGGGCUAACAAAAUGGCAGGAAAGGAAGGCGGCAAAGGGGCAAUCAACGCGGCAGGCAAUGCGCCAUCCCCGGUGGAGACCAAAGCCGGCGCCGCCUUCCCACCCUUGACAGUGCACAAGAUAAAAGUGCAGACAAGCGAAAAGAACCUGCGCUACUUCUUCUUCAGAAGCAUGAAGUACGUAUAUAACGAAGAGAAGGACGCAUUCCACAACAUCGCGCACACCAUUGAGGAAAAGGUACAGAGCCUCGACUUCAACUACCUACUAAAAAAAGGAGGAUUAAACAACAGCGAAAUUAUUAAUAACCUAAAUGACUACGGUUACAACAAUAUACAUCUCGAAUUCUGCUCCUUCUUUAAAAGCAUAAAAAGAGAGGUACUCGAUGGGAUCUACAUGUUCCAGCUAUUCAUAACGUACAAAAAUUUUUUCUGGAAAGAAAUGAUAACUUCUCUGAUUUGGCUAGUCAUCUCGUUCAUAAGUGUUGUGAACAAAAUUAGAAAAAAUGAUAAAAAUAAAAAAGAAAUUUAUGAGAACAUCCAAUCCACCAACAAUACCCUCGUCACUGUGUAUAGAAAUUCAAUCGUUCAGCAUGUCCCCUCUAGUAACUUAACCAUAGGAGAUGUGAUCAUUGUCAAUUCCAAGAUGACGAUGCCUUGUGACUGUCUCCUACUGACGGGGCAAGUCUUAGUAGAUGAAAGUCUUCUAACUGGAGAAUCAAGGCCAAUGAAAAAGACAUGCAUAUCAAAUUUGAGCUCCUUUAACCCCUUUGACAAUGGGGCGUACUCAUCGUCUAGUGAUUCUUUCCCCUUGGGAGGUUCCCCAAAUGGGAAGAAGGCCCAAUGGAAGAAUGCCUCUCCACAUGCAGCCAAUCCUAUGAGUGGACAGUUCAGGGGAAACACUACCCAUGAGAGAUUCACCAAAGGGAAGUACUACAGUGCGAAGCGAAACUUCCAUCACAACAAUAUUCUAUACUCUGGCACGGACGUCCUUUCCACGAUGAAUUCAACAGAGAACAUCUAUGCAGUGGUCAUCAGUGUGAGCAUAUACACAUACAAGGGGAAGUACAUGCAGAAUGUUCUGUUCCCAAAUCCACUUCUCUUCAAAUACGACUCGCAACUACCCAUCGUCUUUGUCUUCACUAUUCUAUUCUCUAUCAUAUGUAUGUACUUUCAAAUACGUUCCUUGGGCCUUAACAUGACUUCCAUCUUUUACACCAUCGGGACAAUGUCCCAGAUUCUACCUGUCUGGACCCCCGUUGUUCUAAACAUAGGAUUAAACAUAUCAACAAAUAGAUUGAAGGAGGAGAAAAACAUCCGAUGCAUUGCUCCAUCAAGGAUUCCCAUCUGUGGGAAAAUUAGGAUAUUUUUUUUCGACAAAACGGGGACACUUACGGGGCACAAAAUUGAAUUUUCAGGCGUCCAUUUUAGCAAUAACGUUUUGAAUGAACAGAAGGCACAGCUAUCUGGACUGGACAAUCAUAGCAAAAGCGUGUCCGACGAUACCUACGAUGUCAAGUAUGAAAGUUAUUACCCCUCCAGUAAAAUCAACCUAAGUUCGGUUAGGAAGGACGGGUCGCCUGGAAUGGAGGCUGGCCAUCGAGUGGAAAGCAGCGUCCCCCAUGGAGGGGCCUCCUCCUCGGGCGUCGCCUCACAGAGAGAUAGAAAUGUUCAAGCGGCGGAGAGCGAAGGUGGGGCAGAUCACGCAGCAGCGCUGGAUCAUAUGGACGAGGCAGAGCGCGCAAAUUUGGAAGACCACGCAGCAGCGAUGGAUAAUAUGGACGUAGCAGGUCACUCAAACGGGGAACACCACGAAGCAGCGAUGGGUCCUAUGGACGGGGAAAGUCAAACAAACGGGGCAAACCACACAGAUGGUGCGUCCCCGCCCUCCCAUUACUCCAGCGUCGACGAUGAAGUUGUUCCCGUGGUGGCCGAUUUGGGCCAAGCUGCGAGCAGCGCGAAUGGAAAGGAAGGCGGUGUUGUUGUAGAUGAUAGAGGCUUCGUUGGAGGCGAUAGCAGUAUUGUUGGAUGCGAUGGCGGCGUUAUUGUAGAUGAUAGCGACUUUGUUGUAGGUGAUAGCGGCGUUGUUGUAGAUGAUAGCAGCUUUGUUGGAGGCGAUAUCGGUGUUGUUGUAGAUGAUAGCGGCUUCGUUGGAGGAGAAAGCGGCUUCGUUGGAGGAGAAAGCGGCUUCGUUGGAGGAGAAAGCGGCUUCGUUGGAGGAGAAAGCGGCUUCGUUGUAAGAGAAAGCGACUUCGUUGGAGGAGAAAGCGCCUUCGGUGGAGGAGAAAGCGCCUUCGGUGGAGGAGAAAGCGCCUUCGGUGGAGGCGAUAGCAGCGUUGUUGUAGGUGAUAGCGGCUUCGUUGGAGGCGAAAUGGGAGUAAGCAUUGGCGACCUGAACCGUGCGAGGCAACCCCCCGACGAGGCGGACGCUAGCCAUCCCUCCAGCGGAGACGACUUCCAAAGCUACGACGAAACGGAUGAGAAUAAAUACCUUGAGAAUCAGAACAAGGAGGUGUCUCAUGCGGGAGAAGAACAAAAGGGAGGGAACCCCGAUCAGGGAGACAACGUCGGAGGGGCUAACAACCUUUCAACUUUUCCAAAUGACGAAAAGGAAAACCCCGAUGAAGAAUCCUUUUUGCCAGAAGAGGAGGAACAACAUCCCCUGGAGAACAGAAGCUUUUCCAUCGAGAUAGACACAGAUGAGUCCCCAAAAAGGGCCAAGAAACAAAAAGAAAAUGUUCCCAUUGUGGGACGAGAAAAUGUUAGUCAGAAAUCGGCCGAGGAAGAAGCAAACCAGACAGAAGAGGAACCUCCGAUGAGAAACUGCCAUUUCAACGAGUCCAACUCAUCCAUGAAUUCUGUCACGUCACUCCUUUACAACAGCAAACUGAUGUGGGCAAAUAAAGCGACCCUGAAAAAUACCCCUCCAAGUUAUCAUCUACUAGUGUACGCCCUUGCGGGAUGCGCCUGUGUCUACAACGAUACCAUGACUGACAAUAUAUAUGGACACGAAAUUGAUAAAAGAUUAUUCGAAGCCACGGAAAUGAAGAUAAGUAACUACAUUAACAAACACAACAUGAACGUGAAGAAGGUGUCUCUAAAAAUAAAUUGCACAAUUAAACAUUUCGACAUUCUGAAGACAUUCGAAUUUGAUUACUUCACCAAAAUAUCGACGACACUAGCGUAUGGCUACUUCGAUUUUGGGGAAAAAAAUUUUGUCGUUUUUUCAAAGGGCUCUUUUGAUAAAAUUUACAAAAAAUGCAUCAAAAAUGAGGAGAUACAGUUUUUUAAAAAGAAAGAACAAGAAUACAGUAAAAACGGGUUCUACGUAAUUGGGCUAGCUUUUCGAAUCAUAUGUGGCACUUCCUUUGAGGAAAUAUUACAGCUUCCAAGGGAAGAGUUAGAAAAGGAUAUGAGCUUCUUAGCCCUCAUCAUGUUUAGCAAUUACAUCAAGAAGGAUGCUGAGUUGGUUAUUCAAACUUUAAAGGGCUCUUCCAUCAGACCAGUAAUUCUUACUGGCGAUAAUGCCUACAACUGUCUCUACGUGGGGAAUAAAAUUGGUCUCUUCAACAGCAUUAACUUUUACGAGUCCUUCCUCUCCAUUAACAUGAACUCGAACUCAAACACGAAUACGAACUCGAAUUCCAACUUGAAUUCCAACUCGAACUUCAACUCAAACUCGAACUUCAAGUCCAACUCGGCGGAGAGGAUACUGAACGAACGAGAGAACAUGUUCCUCUCCACCGAGACGAAAUUUUUGUCAUUUGAAAAUUUUAUCAAGUCGAACGCAAAAGUAGGACGGGGCGACGAAGAAAGUGUCGCCGGGAGGGCAGUAAACAAGUUCGCCCAAUCGUCCCAGCGCCAACGGGAAUACGACGCCGGUUUCUACGUGUCGCAGGGCCAGGGCGCCGAUGGAUUUGCGCAAAGGGCAAUGGACGGGGCUGCUGCUAUAUUGCGAACCCACGAGAAGGGGGAGGAAGUGGGAGCAUCACCCACCAGGAUCUACCGAGAUAUGGACGAGGACUACGCGGGGGGCGAAACCACGACGCUGCUCCACCGCGGGCAGAAGUCCGCACAGGGGGGCGGACCGAACGGGCACCCCAGCUCGGACGGAAACAGCCACGGCAGCGGUAACAGCCGCAACAGCUACAACAGCGUGAACGAAUACAAGGCCUAUCGGGCCAUCGACGCCCACGGGGACGAGGCACCCUUCCUCGAAGCAGUCAGCCAGAUGAACCCGUCGCAAAGCAAAGACCCGUACUACACGCACGACCAAAACGAACAGAGAAGCGAAAAUGUUAUUGUCUACGGAUAUAUGCAAGAAGCCUCCACCGACCUCGUAUUUGUGAACAUACAAAAUGAUAAAAAAGUGAAUUCAGAACAAGUGCUCUUUGGAAAUAUCUACAAAGAAAUUAUCCUAACGGGUGAAGCAUAUACUUACAUAAGGCACACUGUAUUUCAUAUCUCCAAUGAAGAGGAAGAUAUACCUUCCUAUCGUAACGUUGAAAAGUUGGAAGGUUAUAAAAACUUCCUCCUACGUGUACGGAUCUUCUCCAGAUUAACUCCAAACAACAAGAUGGAGGUGAUAAAAGAUUUCAUAAAAUAUGACUACAUUUCUGGCAUGUGUGGAGAUGGAAGUAACGAUUGCGGAGCUCUGAAAAUUUCUCAUGCAGGGCUAGCCUUAUCAGACGCGGACACUUCUGUUGUAUCCCCUUUUAGUAGCAAAAAUGAUAAUAUAAAAAGCGUCAUUGAUGUUUUGAGAGAAGGUCGAGCUUGUCUAGUCACCUCUAUUAACUGCUACAAGUAUAUGCUGCUCUAUGGAUUCAUGAUUUCUGUUGUAAAGAUUGUCCUCUUUAUGAAUGCUCAUGCAGUUAUGUCUGAAUAUGGCUACCUCUUCUUCGACAACGUCAUCCUCCUAUUGCUAGCAAAAUCCAUGACCCUUUCCAGACCAGCUAGGAAAUUAAAAACACAGACUCCCACGUCAAGUAUCAUUGGAGCUCAGACUAUCAUUUCUUUACUCUCCAAUUUGGUUGUCAACUUUUUUUUUCUCUAUAUAAUUAUGUUGCAGUUUUUUUAUGUGUAUGAAUUACCAUCCUCUUAUGAUAUGAACAGCUCUGCUCCCAAAUCUUCUUGGUGGCUCAUGAGCGACAACUACGAGAGCUUUUUGGCCUGUGUUUGGUUUUGCUUCCAGAUUGUGAAUAGUGCCUUCAUUUUCACCUUCGGCGGCAAGUACCGCAAGCCCAUUUUCUCCAACUACACCUUCAUGGGGUACUACUGCCUCAUCAACAGCUUCCUGCUCUACCUGACGGUCGGAGGGCCCAACCGACUCACGUGCCUCUUCCGAAUGAACUGCAACGACGAAGUUUCAAGAGCGACCAAAUUCAAAAUUCUCGAUUUAUUCUCCUACUCAGCCAGCGGCCUAAGUUUCUACGGCCCAAACGGAAACAACAUCCUCACCACAGGCCACAAAGUGAAAUUCAUUUUUUUAAAUCUUCUUAACAUAGCUGUCAACAUUUGCAUCUCCAAAUACGUUUUGUGCGAGCCGCUGUACAACAUGGUUAGGCGGUUCUUCAACUUCCAGAAUCGGAAGGUCCCCGUUUAG